CCUUGUUAAUUUCAUCUUCCUCCCCUCUUCCCUCCCUCUCCAACUCUCCCGGACAGCCCUUCUUCUUUUUCUUGGGAUUUCUCUCAAUUCUAUCACCAAAUAAAUCUACACAAAUCAUCCCACUUCCUUAAACUUCCCAAAAAAAAAGAGAGUAAAAAGUAAGCCAAAAAACUGGUUUCAAGAAAGAACAACACUUCAGUACUACUAUUCGAUUGCAGAGCUGACUGUAUUCACUAGCAAUGGCUGUUUCAGACAAGUUUCAAAGAGCAUCUUUGAUCCCAUCUUUUGUUUAUUCUCCUCCUUCGUUGUCGUCAAGGGGAUUGAUUGAUGUGGAGAGCCCUUUUCUGAUGUCUAGUGCUUCAUUUUCGCACUCCAGUGUUUCAUCAUCAGCACGGAAUGAAGGGAUUGUGAAGAAAGAUUUUGUGAUUCCAGCGCCUAAUGAGCCCACUGGAAAGAUUAAGAUGUUUUCGCCCGCUUAUUAUGCUGCUUGCACUGCAGGAGGAAUUUUUAGUUGUGGGCUAACUCAUAUGGCUGUCACCCCUCUUGAUCUGGUCAAGUGUAAUAUGCAGAUUGACCCUGCAAAAUACAAGGGCAUUACUUCUGGUUUCGGUGUUUUACUCAAGGAGCAAGGUGCAAGAGGUUUUUUUAGGGGUUGGGUGCCAACCCUGCUUGGUUAUAGUGCUCAGGGAGCUUGCAAGUUUGGAUUCUAUGAAUUCUUUAAGAAAUACUACUCUGAUAUUGCCGGUCCUGAGUAUGCAGCCAAGUAUAAAACUUUGAUCUACCUUGCUGGCUCUGCAUCUGCUGAAUUCAUUGCUGAUGUUGCCCUUUGUCCCUUCGAAGCAGUUAAGGUUCGUGUCCAGACUCAACCUGGAUUCGCCAGAGGCAUAUCAGAUGGACUUCCCAAGUUUAUCAAGGCUGAAGGUCCACUUGGGCUUUACAAGGGGCUUGUUCCUCUAUGGGGACGACAAAUUCCAUACACAAUGAUGAAGUUUGCAUCUUUUGAGACCAUAGUGGAAUCUUUGUACAAAUAUGCCAUUCCAACUCCUAAAGAGCAGUGUAGCAAAUCCUUACAGCUUGGAGUUAGCUUUGCUGGUGGUUAUGUGGCUGGCAUAUUCUGCGCUAUUGUGUCACAUCCUGCUGAUAACCUGGUCUCUUUCCUCAACAAUGCCAGGGGGGCAACCGUGGGUGAUGCUGUAAAGAACCUAGGCUUGUGGGGUUUGUUUACUCGUGGCCUUCCUCUACGUAUAGUCAUGAUUGGUACCCUCACUGGAGCACAAUGGGGAAUCUAUGAUGCUUUCAAAGUUUUUGUUGGAUUACCAACUACUGGUGGUGCUGCUCCUCCCGCACCAGCAAAAGCUUGAGGGAUGACCUGAUAAUUCACGAUCAUAAGUUCCUUUCCUUUCUGUUUCAAUCAUUUUUUCGAUAGGUCAUUCUUUUUAGCAAAAUCAGUUAAAAGGACGAAGUUACCUUCGAGGAUGGCACAUGAUCCUGGUGGGCUGUGAAAUCUGUUCAAGGCCUUUCAUUAUAUUAGUUGCCAUUCUCAUAAGUUUUGUAGUUAUAACUUUUUUUUCCUGAGGACGAGCUUCAGUCACCCUCCAAACAACAGAAGGCUUUACUUACAAGCUGUAAAGUUCAGUGUUUG
Coffea eugenioides is the source of this 1642-nucleotide messenger RNA. Its product is annotated as mitochondrial phosphate carrier protein 3, mitochondrial-like. Gene Ontology annotation, biological process: mitochondrial phosphate ion transmembrane transport. Gene Ontology annotation, cellular component: mitochondrial inner membrane. The record is from RefSeq and is a predicted model, not a curated record. The transcript has 6 exons. NCBI's taxonomy places the organism in Eukaryota, Viridiplantae, Streptophyta, Magnoliopsida, Gentianales, Rubiaceae. Gene Ontology annotation, molecular function: phosphate transmembrane transporter activity. Bases 240 to 1361 code for a protein of 373 amino acids.